Molecule: messenger RNA, 2316 nt
Organism: Perkinsus marinus ATCC 50983
Lineage: Eukaryota; Perkinsozoa; Perkinsida; Perkinsidae
Exons: 4
Coding region: 1-2316 (771 amino acids)
Molecular function (GO): protein dimerization activity
Source: RefSeq, a predicted model, not a curated record
AUGUCAGCAGGAGGGUGGGCAAAGAAACGUAGGCGAGAGGAGAGGCAGAAGGCGUACGAUGAAGAGCUUCCCUCUCUGCAAGCUGCAGCAAGUCUUUUUUUCCAUCAAGCCAGCAGCUCUUCUGGAGCCGCAGGAGUUCAGCAAACCAUUGGAAAUGCACCAUUGGGGGUGGAGGGAAUAUGCUCAUCUGCUGAGGUGCCUGGAAAAGAGGAUGAUAGAUCAAAGGAUGAGUCGCGCCUCAAGGAUAGCGAUACCAAUAAGGCAGCUGACGAUAAUUCAGGUCGCUUUCCUCAUCGUCUUUUGGAUAAUUAUGGGUGGCUCCGCUAUGAUGCACUCACUGCUACGGCAUAUUGUGUGGCAUGCCGCAAAUAUGGCCUUGCCAACUCCUUGGGCCGUGGAGUAACAAACUUCCGUCGUGUGACUGGCCAGCAUGGAACGUUUGCCGCACACGAUAAGUCUCGUGAGCACGGCAGUGCAAUGCUACGCUUGUCGACAGAGUCUGGCAGAGGUACCGUGCUUAAACAGCUGGUUUCUACCGCCGCUGAUGAGUGCAAGCGAGGCAGAAGAGCUCUGUUGUGUAUUAUCGACAUAGUUCGCUCAGCACUACGGCAAAAUCUACCGUUGCGGGGGCACAGCCAUGCUGAUAGUAAUUGUAAUCAGUUGAUCCAACUGUUGAGGAGGCACAACAGCGAUCUCCAAUGGUGGCUGAGCAGAUCAAGCAAAGUCACCUUCACUUCCUCAGAAACCAUCAGAGAAUGUAUCACUCUCAUUGGAGUAGCAACAAUGAGAGCAGUCGCCUCGUCCCUCAACGGACGACUUUUCUCGGUGGUUGUCGAUGAGACAAGCGAUGUUAAGGGGGUCGAACAGGUUGUGAUUGUCGUGAGGACGGUAUGUCCCACCGAUCUGACGCCGGUGGAAACCUUUUUGGGUUGGUGCUCUACCAAAGACCAGGAUGCUGCUAGUCUCACACGUCUAGUGAAAGACUGCCUCAUGCGAUACUCCCUUCCCUUGGGUGAUUGCCGCGGGAUCGCCACAGAUGGUGCUGCAAAUAUGGUGGGUGUGCAUAGCGGAUUAAGAACACGGAUAAAGGCGGAAUUCCCCGCCGUCCUGCACACCUACUGUGCGGGGCACGCCCUAAACCUUGUGUGCCGCCAGUCGGCGGACACCUGCGCUCCUUGUAAGGCAAGCAUUGAGCUGAUCGGACAGUUGGCCAAGCACAUUAAGAGCUCGCCGAAGAAGCUUGCCUCAUGGGAGGAGUUUGUGCAGCUCCAUCGUUCACCUGACGACUCCAGAAUUGUGGGUGAUGAUUUGGUUGAAGAGUACGUCUCUUCCCAGACAGAGUCUGAUGGUUCAAGCGAUGAGGAGGCUGUGGCAGGGCCAAUUCGAGCCCAGCGACUACCUACUCUGAAAACCCUAUCGGAUACGCGUUGGUUGUGCAACGGUAGAGCGGUGAUUGCUGCCUUGGCUAACUAUGAGCUCUUGUUGAGCUAUUGUAGCCAAGACGGCACUGGGGGCGACUCAGCUCUUGUUGUACUUGGUGAGAGACUCGACUCCUUCGAAACUUUCUAUUGUUUACGUGUCCUCGACGACGGUUUUAAAACGGUCUUGCCUGUCCACGCUACCGUGCAGGCACCAGGUCUAUCGAUUUGCACUGUCCGGGAUUUACUGGAGGACCUCAAGAGACGACUGUCCGAGAAAGCACAGAACUGGUCCAAGCUCGUUUCGUUCUAUCAAGACGCAGUUGAAGAAGCCCAAUCACUUGGUAUAGAUCCACCAAAGCUUCACAGAGCAGCACGUCGAGGUCUUCGAGCAAAUCUCAAAUAUGAUGUGGCUGAUUUAACCAUGGUUGGUCAUAUUGAGUCUGUGCUUCUGGCCAAUGCAGAAGUGCCGAGCGCAUUGAAGACCUUAUACCAAGACAUCGACUGGGAUGCUCUGGUGGGAGAGAGGCAGGUUAUGAGGGCAUGGUUUUCUAGCCAGGGCAGGACUGAGAUGGAGAAUGGAGCACGCUUAUCUAUGGAUGAUAUCAUAGUUGGUCUGAAGGCUGACAUCGGGGGUCUCCUACCACAACUUCGUCGGCUAUUCAUCACACUCUUGGUUCUACCAGCAUCGACGUGUUCGGCCGAACGAGCUUUCUCCGCGUUGCCGCGGAUCAAAACCAAAUUAAGAACCACAAUAAGCCAGGAUGCGCUCAACUCCUACGCAAUUUGUGGCAUCAAUCGUAGCUUUUGUGAUGAGCUCUCUUUAGAGGCUUUAGCCGACGAGUUCAUCCAAGCUAGGAACGGUCGUAUAAAUGUCUGUGCCCUAUCAACACAGUAG